This is a messenger RNA of Erpetoichthys calabaricus (reedfish), 2885 nucleotides long. RefSeq names its product GTP-binding protein Rhes-like. Lineage: Eukaryota; Metazoa; Chordata; Cladistia; Polypteriformes; Polypteridae. Bases 184 to 1155 code for a protein of 323 amino acids. The transcript is spliced from 4 exons. The record is from RefSeq and is a predicted model, not a curated record. Gene Ontology annotation, molecular function: GTP binding; GTPase activity.
GAGCGCGAACAACGGAACACAAAAUAAAUAAGAUAAAGUUUCAUGUCGUCUGCGCUGUUUGAAUCCGAGAAAAUCCAUGGAUUAUAAUGGUCAUAUAAACAUUAAUAAGACUCGGGGAUAAGCCAGUUUUGUUCCAACUGCAAACACCACAUACAACUACUGUGUGGAGUCCACCCACCUAACAUGCGUACCCUGUCCCCUCCGCCAACAACCUCCAGUGGUAACUGCUGCCCCUUGGUGGUGCCAUCUCAAAACUCCUACCGCAUGGUGGUGUUGGGCGCCUCUCGUGUUGGCAAGACGGCUCUAGUGUCACGGUUCCUGAAGGGCCACUAUGAAGACCAGUACACCCCGACUUUGGAGGACUUUCACCGUAAAGUGUACAACAUUCGUGGAGAUAUGUACCAGUUGGAUAUUCUGGACACCUCAGGAAAUCAGCCUUUCCCAGCCAUGAGACGACUUGCAAUUCUCACCGGGGACAUCUUCCUACUUGUCUUCAGUUUGGAUGAUAGAGACUCUUUAGAAGAGGCCCUGAGGCUACGGCAGCAGAUUCUGGAUGUUAAGUCCUGCCUACGAGAUCGCACAUUAAGCUCAACUAAUGGAGCCAACCGAGGAAUCGCUGAGAUGGUUGUCCCCAUGGCUCUGUGUGGCAACAAGAGUGACAGAGGACCAGAUGCCCGAGUUGUACCCUCAGCUAGAGAAGUGGAAAAGAUGUUGUUGUCCCGGAGCAAAGAAGAGAGUGGUGUGAUCAUUGGGGACAUGGGAGAUGUUGAGGACUGCUGCCUUUAUUUUGAGGUCUCUGCCCGACGUGACUCCAACGUGGAUGCCCUCUUCCGCUCCCUGUUUGGCAUUGCCGGUCUACCACAUGAAAUGAGCCCUUCUUUGCACCGCAAGCUCUCUGCCAGUCCUCAAGACUUCCAGCUUCAGCUCGUGGCCUCGCAAAAGCAACGCAGGAGUCAGCGCAGAUCCUUCCGUCGGAUGCGGGGCCGACGCCUCAAGGAAGACCCACCACCCCAGCAAGAGCACGCUUUUGGAAUGAUAUCACCCUUUGCCCGCCGGCCCAGCGUCAAUUCAGAUCUAAAGUAUGUCCGGUCCAAGAUUCUGGGAGGUCAUGCUGCAGGCCAGGGCCGGGACAGAGACAGGUGUUCUAUUCAAUGAAAGGACUCCAUGAGAGUCACAGCUUUACUGAAAGCCUGGCCCGGUGCCCUAAUGGACGUGGCUGGCAAUCUGGGACUCCUGCUCUGUCAACUCUAAAUAAGGAAUGUUGUUCACUGAAAUUUAAGUUUAGAAAUGUCUCUUUUGUCAUCUUUAGCAGGUCUCCUAGCUAUUUAUUAGCUCUUUAGCUAAUUCGCUCUUUCAGAAGCCUUUUGUAUUUCUUACUGUCCGGGAUGGUCACUUUCUGUUUAGGAGGAGGGAAGUGUUUGCCAUUUCACGUGGCUGUCAGCUGUAUGUCACUCAGCCAGCUAUGACGUCCACACUUUGGUCACUGUCUGCUUAGGUCAUGCACAACUGGACCCUUGUCACUUAAAGUGCUUUUGUGUUUUUCUAAUAUGAUAGUUGACAGCCUGGCAAGUUACAAAAGGUGUGGUCGACAUUUCUUAUAACAGAUUUAUAACUUCUUAGGGGUAGCUGGAUACAUACUGGCUAGAUUAGUUAUAUAUUAGCUGUGAAAAUGGCUGUCGGUUAGCACAUAUUCAUUCUAGAUGUCUAUACCAGGCAGUCAUUUUUUUCUUGCUGGGUCAUCUUUAUUAAUUUAAGUUCAGUCUUAACUGGCUGCUAUGGGCUUACUGGUUAACACAAAGAGGGUAUUAGCCUGGCAAAUGUGCAGUAGGCCAGGUCGAUAAUGAGAAAGGCCCUGGUCUUAUAUAGCACCUUUCUUUCACGAGGGUGCUUUAAACAUACACAGUGAUAGUGCAAUUGUAUAUACAUAUACUGUAUAUAUACAUUUAUUUUUUAUAGGUUAAGCGACUUGCUCAGGAUUUCAGGAUUACUGGAUCAGUUACUAAACAGAAUGCUUUGGUCAGUAGGCCGCACAAUCGGCAGGUAGCUCUUGAGGAUGGGCCAUUAUCAGCUCAUUCCAGGUCUGACGUGUUUAAAAUAUCGCAGCCUUACAGUUCUUUUCGAGAGCUACUCGCUAACAUUGGAUUAGAAGAAGAGGGAGACCAAUUUAUAUUAUGCAGUUGCUCAUUCUGGCGAGUAUAUAGCACUUUUCCGAUUGGUAAAAAAGACAUUCCACAGUUUCGUUCUUUUCACCAACCUCAUGUGAAGAGCUAAUAGCUUUUUUCUUUUUUUCCAAGUCAACCUGUCCAGAACUUUAUGAAGCAAAGGUGUAUCCAGAAUUGCUUGUCAGUUGGAUGCUCGCAUUUCUAACUGUCCCUGUUUGAGGGAGCUGAGGGUCACUAGUUGAGUAUGAUCAAAAGAGGUGGCAACACACAGAAAUGUUGGGAGGGCCUUACAAGUCUCCUGUAAAUAUCGCUGUUUGUUUGGCAGUUUACUCGGCCUCUAGAUAGCCUUAUGCAGUAUACUGUUGUAAAUGCUAUGUAUAUGUAUGGGGUUUUGUUUUGUGAAUUGUGCAUGUUUUCAAUUUAAUUGGAAGCAAAGAGACGAGUUAAAGUUUGUGACUCUUCCUUAAAAUACCUGGUAUCCAAUGGUUUGCUUUUGGGAAUCUAAAAAAAACAAACAAACUGUGCAUUCCAGAAUUCAACAAGAUGAACAGCAGGCUAUCCUGAAAUGGAAGCCUUUAAAAAAAAUUAUAUUAUGACAGUCUUCCCUGGAGCCUGUGGGAAUGCAAAGUUGUGGAAGUGCAAGUCACCUCAUGAGGAGCUCUGUGGACUCUAUGAUGACCUGACCUGGGAGUUCAGCACUGGACAACUCCUAAGGAGGGGGGG